GAGAAUCAGAGAGAGUUUGCAGACCUGUGUCGUAGAACCAUACUGGUCUAGUCUGGCUGGUCAAGUCCAAGUAGAGAGAGAAACAGAGGGGGGUGAAGGCAGCUAGACCUCAGCACCUGUCCUGUCUUAUCCAGGCAGGCAAAAAUCUGUGUUCUACUACAUCAGGAUUCUGGACUUUUCUGUUAAAAAAUGUCCAAGCAGCCAUCGUCCAACGUCAAAGCCUUGCAGGCCAACCUUAAUAUCCCGAUGGGCGCUCUGCGUCCGGGGGCGGGACAUCCUAUAAAGAGGAGAGAGGACACAGUAGAGGCAGAAGAGAUGCCCCCUCAGGAGUCCCAAAGCAGUCCUGAGGAAAAGAAGCAGCUGCCAGGAGCGGUCAAGCUCCCUGGUCCUGCCGUCAACCUCUCCGAGAUCCAGAACGUCAAGAGCGAACUCAGAUGGGUCACUAAGGACUAGAUGCAAGGAUCCCCUGCUCCCUGCCCUGAAGAAACACAUGGACUGAGCUACUCUGGGUCCCAGACCUGCACCCACACAGACAGCCCUUUCCUGCUCAACUACUGUAUCGCCCAAGUGCACACACACACACACACAUGCACACACACGCACACAUGCACACACGCAUGCAAACACACACACACACACACACACACACGCACACACAACAACAACCAGUAGUGGUAGUGCCAAGACAGUAUCUUGGCAAAACGUUUGAUGAUACCAAUAAAGAUCAAGCCUGUUUAUUAGAGGCAUCAGAUGGGCCUGUGGAGAAUUGACCAGCUGUUGACCACCUGUGGAGAAUUGACUACCUGUGGGAGGAACCAAAACAAGCGCAAGCCCCAAGACCUGGCCACAACGGGACUGUGGAAGACCUUCAACGGGGGGCAGAUCCUUUGCUCUGAAAGACUGACCAGGGGAGAGGAGGAGCAAGCACACACACACACACACAUACACACACACACACACACACACACACACACACACACACAUCAUACACACAUAACACACUGUUACAAAUGUCAUCUCUGUUUCUCAUAGAGUAUGUCCGUUGGCUUUCUGUUACGCACUUGCAAUCUGCUGUUCCUGAUGCCACACACUGGUCUUGGGAAAUCUGACCUUUAAAAGUGUGGUGUUUGGUUGUGCUGGUGAGCAUGAGGAUCAUGUAUUAGGACUGGUUUUAGAGUCUAAGUCACUUAAGUUCUGUGUGCGUGUGUGUGUUUGUUUUGUUUGUGUUUCUUUGACUACUGUGUUGUAUUCACUCAGAUAAUCUACUUUCAAGUCUGACAAAUGAUCUAUUGUAUGCAUCCUAAAGCUGACGAAGUUGUAGUCAACAAACUCACCUUCGAUGAAUGUGACUCAAAAAAAAAAGAUGGAAGUUUU
Alosa alosa (allis shad) is the source of this 1374-nucleotide messenger RNA. It is a transcript of the gene smpx, whose product is annotated as small muscle protein X-linked. Lineage: Eukaryota; Metazoa; Chordata; Actinopteri; Clupeiformes; Clupeidae. Bases 190 to 453 code for a protein of 87 amino acids. Gene Ontology annotation, cellular component: muscle tendon junction; costamere; M band. The record is from RefSeq and is a predicted model, not a curated record. The transcript is spliced from 5 exons.